Messenger RNA from Mucor velutinosus, 1980 nucleotides. RefSeq lists its product as uncharacterized. Gene Ontology annotation, molecular function: AMP binding; acetyl-CoA synthetase activity. The coding region runs from base 1 to 1980 and encodes 659 amino acids. Gene Ontology annotation, cellular component: cytosol. The record is from RefSeq and is a predicted model, not a curated record. The transcript has 6 exons. NCBI's taxonomy places the organism in Eukaryota, Fungi, Mucoromycota, Mucoromycetes, Mucorales, Mucoraceae.
AUGACCGUUGAAUCUGCUCCUGCUGAAAAACUAUACCCUGUGCCUGAACGCUUGUUGGCUGGUGGUGAUAUCCCAAAGCCCUUUGUCGCCAGUUUUGAUGAAUACAAGGCCAAAUGGGAGGAGUCUGUAAAGGAACCUACCAAGUUCUUUGGCAACCUCGCUCGCGAAUUAUUGACUUGGUCAAAGCCGUUUGAGACCGUUACUAGUGGUGGUUUCAAUGAAGGCGAUGUUGCUUGGUUUUUGGAAGGUGAACUCAAUGUUGCAUUCAAUUGCGUUGAUCGUCAUGCAUUAGCAACACCAGACAAGAUCGCCAUCAUCCACGAGGGGGACGAACCUGAAAAUGUUCGCAAGAUCACUUAUCGCGAACUGUUGCAAGAAGUAAGUCGCGUUGCUAACGUGUUGAAAUCAUUGGACGUCCGUAAAGGUGAUAAUGUUGCCAUUUAUAUGCCAAUGGUACCAGAAGCAGUGUUUUCUAUGUUGGCUUGUGCUCGUAUUGGUGCGGUUCACUCUGUCGUCUUUGCUGGUUUUUCUUCUGAUUCGCUCCGUGACCGUAUCAAUGACGCUGGUGCUCGCAUCGUCUUGACUGCAGAUGAAGGUCGUCGUGGCGGUAAGAACAUUGCUACUAAGCGUAUCGUGGAUGAAGCCCUCAAAGCAACUCCCACCGUCGAGCAUGUCUUGGUGUUGCGUCGCACUGGCUCUGAAGUUCCAUUUACCGCUGGUCGUGAUCUCUGGUGGCACGAUGAGAUGGCAAAGGCUCGUCCCUAUUGUGCCCCUACCAAUGUGAAUGCUGAAGAUCCUCUCUUCUUGCUUUAUACCUCAGGUUCCACUGGCACACCCAAGGGCGUUGUGCAUACUACAGGUGGUUAUCUCUUGGGUGCUGCUGCCACUGUUAAAUAUGUAUUUGACUACCAUGAAGGUGACAUCCAUGCCUGUAUGGCUGAUGUCGGAUGGAUUACUGGUCAUACAUACAUUGUUUACGGUCCUCUUGCUUUAGGUGCCACUACAGUUUUGUUUGAAAGUACUCCUACUUAUCCUGAUCCUGCUCGUUUCUGGAACCUCGUUCAAAAGCACAAGGUCACUCAAUUCUACACUGCUCCUACUGCUAUUCGUGCUCUUCGUCGUUUGGGUGAUAAAUGGGUCCAACAAAACGAUCUCUCUUCUCUACGUGUCAUUGGCUCUGUUGGUGAGUCCAUCAACCCAGAAGCUUGGGAAUGGUACAAUGAACAAGUGGGUAAGGGUCGCUGUGCUGUCGUUGAUACCUACUGGCAAACAGAAACCGGUUCUAUCAUCAUUACUCCUUUGCCUGGUGCUACUGCUACUAAGCCUGGAUCCGCCACCUUCCCUUUCUUUGGCAUUCAGCCCGUUAUUCUCGAUCCUGUCACUGGCAAGGAGUUGGAGGGUAACGAUGUUACUGGUGUCUUGGCCAUUAAGCAACCCUGGCCUUCCAUGGCUCGUUCCGUCUACAACAACCACUACAGAUACCUCGAUACCUACUUGAAUCCCUACAAGGGUCAUUACUUUACUGGUGAUGGCGCUACUAGAGACAAGGAUGGUUACAUUUGGAUUCGUGGUCGCGUUGAUGAUGUUAUCAACGUGUCUGGUCACAGGCUCUCCACUGCCGAAAUUGAAUCUGCAUUGAUUUUGCAUCACUCUGUCGCUGAAGCUGCUGUCGUUGGUGGUCAAGAUGAUUUAACCGGUCAAUGUAUUCAUGCCUAUGCUACCUUGAAGCCCAACAUUGAAGACUCUGAGGGUCUCGACAAGGAGUUGGCGUUGCAAGUUAGAAAGGUGAUUGGUCCAUUUGCCACACCCAAGAAGAUCUAUAUUGUCAACGAUCUCCCCAAAACUCGUUCAGGAAAGAUCAUGCGCCGUAUUCUUCGCAAGAUUGUCAAUGGCGAGCAAGAUUCAUUAGGUGAUAUCUCCACAUUGGCUGAGCCUGCUGUGGUUCCUCAUCUCAUUGAACGUGUUCACGGAAAGAACUAA